Molecule: messenger RNA, 5186 nt
Organism: Xiphophorus couchianus (Monterrey platyfish)
Lineage: Eukaryota; Metazoa; Chordata; Actinopteri; Cyprinodontiformes; Poeciliidae
Gene: n4bp1
Product: nedd4 binding protein 1
Exons: 12
Coding region: 359-3298 (979 amino acids)
Biological process (GO): negative regulation of protein ubiquitination; negative regulation of proteasomal ubiquitin-dependent protein catabolic process
Cellular component (GO): nucleus; PML body
Molecular function (GO): RNA binding
Source: RefSeq, a predicted model, not a curated record
CAUUUUAAAUAAUCUGUGUUCUUAUUUAAUUAUCAGGAUGGCGUCAGAAAUUUGGUUAGUUUGAGUGGAGUUUUUAUUUUCUUAACUGUCGGGCAGAUAAUGAUCUUAGGACACAACACUGUGCCGGGCUGUCGUGCUCUGAUGAGGCCAUCACUGGGACUUUCCGGAUACGUCAGACCGAGCUUCCGACUUGUUAACGCUAGCUGCCGCCGCCGCGUUCAUGUCGUUAGAGGCGGUUAACGUUACGUCGCAGCUCUGUAACAAACGCAGACAAGAGGCCAUGAAAACUCCCAGAAGCCGCCAGCAGCGCCCGGAGGUCUGAAUAUAGAGGCGCGGUGGUCAGAAGCGACAGGGCGGGAUGUCAACAACUCGGCCUCUGCUCGGAAUGAGACGAAUCACCGAGCUAGCGUGCCCGGAGCAGCCGGGCAACAGGCUCCCUGCGUCGGCCGGGAGGCAGCAAGCGGAGGCCCCCACAGUGGACGAGUUUACGGUCCUGGAGGACAAAGAAGAGGAGCUGAAAUGUGCCAGACCCCGAAUGGAGCAAGUUUUUAAAGUGACGUUUACAAUUAUUGGUCUGUUGGACCACACAGGACAGCCGCACGGCAGCAAAACAUCCCGGCAGAUAUGGCUGCAGCUCCGGGGCAACAGAGACGACGUGUCCAAGGCGAAGGAGUAUAUUCGAGGGCUCUGCGACCCGGAGCUGCAGAAAGAGGAGCACUAUCCCACGGACAUGCACUGCAUCUUCGCCGGGGCCCGGGGCCUCUUCCUGGACAGGCUCAUACGGGACACCAGCGCCGAGGUUCUGGUGCCGGAGCCGGGCCGUCUGUGGCUGGUGGGCCGUGCUGAGCCUGUUGUGAUGGCGCAAAGCCGAGUUCAGCAGUUUGUUGCUCUCUUCCAAGAGAAGAAGAGUCUGCCAAGUGACAGAGAAUCGGCCGUGAAGCGAGCAUUCAAGUCCUUCGUGGAGGAAAGAGAUGAUAAAUACACCAUGGAGCUCCUGCUGCUGCCCAGUGCCCUGAAGGAGGAGUUACUGGGACUGGUUCACAGCCCCACCAGCACAAACACAACGGCACUAGUCAACCAGGCGCUGCUUCCCAGCAUGGCGGAGGUUGACCAGGACCGCUCACAGAGCAGCACUCCGGUGACGGAGCUCUCCAACCGCAUCCUGGACACCAGCUUUGAGGAGAAAGGCGGUCCGGUGGCGGCGUCCGUCUGCGCAGGCGUGAAAGCGGGUUUGGGUCCAGAGGCGGUCCAGCUCAACGGCACCCGACCCUCACACAAGCGGCGCUCGUCCGAGAGCGAGACUCGGGACACAAAAAGACAAUACUCCCUGGAACGGAAGGAGGAGUCGCCAGAGAGGACGGCGAGAGAGCGACCUCGGGACAGGGAGGUCCGGGGCGCCGGCAGCAGCUGCAGGUCCAAAACCCCGUCUGCUUCCUCCACGCUCUCCUCCUCCUGCUACACAGGGAAAUCAAACACAGUGGCCGGUCCGAUCACACAGGAGUCCUGCGAGGCCGUACCAGACGACGGCGAGGCCGUCAGCCCGGAAACCAACCUCCGCUGCCUGGUGAACUUUUUCAGAACCAUGGGCUACCAGCAGGAAGUGGUGGAGCGCGUCGUCAAGGCAACGGGGCAGACGGAGGACACCUUUCUAAUCCUGGAGAAAAUAGUUGAAGAAACCAAACGUUGUGAGCAGGACUGCAAAGUAGGGGACAGAGAGAGACAAAUGAACUCCUUGCGUCCCGCUGACACCCUCUGCUCCUCUUCCUCCUCCUCGUCCUCUUCCUCCUCGUCUUCGUUGGCCUCGUCAAUGACGUCCCGUUUCAGGGAAAAGGAGCGGGAGCUGGGAGACUCUGGGAGAUCGAAGGAGAACAUAAAGCCGAGCCAGCGAGGAGGAAGCAGCAACGGGUUGGGACACCGGCGGAAGUGCAGUGGCAGUGAGACGAGCACUCAGCAGGCCAUCACAAUCAAGAGAAGCUCCAGUGCUCAGGGCGGAGCGGGGAACUACGAGGUGAUUACGAUCGACGAUGACGACAACAUCAUCCCCACCAGCACCAAAACAGCAGACGGUCGAAUGUCCCGGAUAAUGACGAUGCCGCACCCUGACCCCACGCAGUCCGGAUCCCGAACAGACUACCUGGCGCGAGGAGGGGGCGGAGUCACGCAGCGGGACUACCUGUCUCGAUGCGGGACUCAAACUUUGGGCGGACCAGUGAAGGUGGAGAGCGUUACGGCGCUGCGCAGCACGCCGCAGUGGCUGAGCAACGCCUCUCUGGCCUCAACUCCCAGCUCGGCUCAGCCCAUCAACCGGACCGCAGCCUCUGCCUACCAGACCAUCAGCCACGUGAACUUCCAGGGCGGCGUGGCCCGGACCCCGCCUACCAACGACCCGCCAGCCCCCCCGGUCACGGGCCUGGCUCGGUUCCACCAGUCGCUGCGGACCCAGUUCACCUUGAACCUGCCGAACGAGCGGGGGAACCCGGACCUCAGGCACAUCAUUAUAGACGGCAGUAAUGUGGCGAUGGCUCAUGGCCUUCACCGGUUCUUUUCGUGCCGCGGCAUUGCUCUGGCCGUGGAAAUGUUCUGGCGGAGAGGCCACAGGGAGAUCACCGUGUUCGUUCCGCAGUGGCGUCAGAAGAGAGACCGACUCGCUACAGAGCAACACUUUCUAAACCAGCUGGAAGACCUGCGGCUGCUGUCCUUCACCCCCUCCAGAGAAGUCUGCGGCCAGAGAAUAUCUUCACAUGACGACAGGUUCCUGCUCCAUCUAGCAGAGAAGACAGACGGGAUAAUCGUCACCAACGACAACCUGCGGGACUUUGUUGACACCUCGGACACAUGGCGUCGGAUCAUUCAAGAGAGGCUUCUUCAGUUUACCUUCGUUGAGGAUCACUUCAUGAUUCCCGACGACCCGCUUGGAAAAGACGGACCCCACCUGGACGACUUCCUGCGGAAAGACAACAGGAGAGUUUCCCCGCCGCUGUUCCACCCUCCGGAUUUCCGGGCCUCUUCCCAGCAGCAGCCGCUUGUUAACGUCCAGACUCUGCGUAACCCCGCCUCCCUGACGGCCCACCCCACCGCACACUGGCCGCACUCCGGGCCGCCCGAGUGGCACCCGCCGCGCCGCUCUCCCUCGCCGUCGCCCGCCCCGCCGCCGCAGCGGUCGCCGGGGGAGACGUCGGAGCUGAAGAGGAAGCUGUACGAUAUCUUUCCUGACCAGAAGCAGCGGAUCGACCGGAUCCUCAGCGACAACCCAUACAUGAGAGACCUGAACGCGCUGUCGGGUCUGCUGCUGGGGUGAACCGCCGCUCGGCCACCGUCUUCUUCUUCUCCUCGUCGGAGGGCACAGAAACUGUUUAUUAAACUAGCUGCUAUCUGCAAUGAAUAUUUUCUGGGAUUUUUUUUUUUUUUUUUUUCAUCGUUUUUUAUUUUUUGCUUUCUGGUCCAUCGAGGUGAGCAGCACCGCUGUCUGCAGAACACAACUGAAACGAUUUCUGUAUUUCAUCGAGAAAAUUCUGUUUGUCUGGGAAUAAAAUCUCUGCUAGCGAUCGAGACUUUCAACUUUCACCUCCGAAGGUUGGGAGAGUUUUACAAGAUACAGAGAAUCUCAUGUUGAAGAGGGUUAACUUUGUUUAUAAGUGUUUACCGUUGGAAAUCGUACUUUCAGUCAACUGGUCGCCCUCCUCACUUUCCCUCCAUUUUACUAUCGAAGCACAGAAACAGGUCUACUUUACACAGCGACUUUUUCCUGAAAUGAUCAAACCUGACCACUAGGUGGCGAUGCAUUGUCCAACAACAUACAGAAAGAUGGAAAGUAAUUUUUUUCUCACAACAGGAUGAAUAAUAAUUGUUUUUACCACCACACUGGUUCUAGAGCUAAACCUGAAUCAACCUGCUUUAGUCUGAUCCUCCAUUUUGAAUUUUUGGGGAGAUUGUGUUGCAGUGAGAUCAUGUUUGUAUGCAAAUCAGUGGUUCAGUGUGGCUCUUUAUCACCAAUCUAAUUUCUAAUCUCUGUUUUAAGCAUCAGGCUACAUUUAUAAACACUAUUUAUGACAUUUUCAAGCAGUCCUUGAGUCAGGAGUUACACACGCAGUUCCAAGUUGCAUUUAUAAACUCCAGCUUUCAAUUUGAAAGCCUACAAAUUUAUGUUUAAACCUGGAUUUAUGAACAGUUUAGCUGAUGUUAAUCAAACUCAGCUUUUAUAGCACCUUACAUAAAUAAACGUGGGCUUCCUGAAAUGCUGCUUAAAUUGUUAAGUUGCUUUGGUUCAGCACAAAGUUGGUUUGGAAGGAAAUAACUUGUUUAUUUUUACCAUUUUUCAUCCAGUAAAACGUUUUUUCUAGCUGGUUGAUGAGCUCUGAGACCGUUUUGCAGAAAACGUACAUGGAUUAUUUAAAAAAUCAGUUCAGUGAAUAAAAGGUGGUAACAAUGUAUUAAAGUUUAGAAGAAUAAAGAAGCAGGACCGCAUAAAGCUGUUUUCAGAGGCAUGUGGUGCAGGUUGUAGUGACAUCUAGUGGCACAAGCUGCAAACUGCAGCUGUAGCAACAUGGUUGAAUGGGGAGGGUGACCUGUUACUUUGUGAAAAACAUCCAUAUUUUCCUUCAAAAUAUGUCGGAGUUGGAAUGUGUAACAACCUGACCCAGGUUUGUUAACAGUUGACUGAGGAUCCUCGGCUUAAAAAUUCCCACAACAAACCAGAAUUUACUGCUUUGAUGAUCUCUUUUUAAAAAUAGCAAAGAAAACCCAUCAGAGUUGGAGGAGCGUUCAGUUCUGAGGUAUUCGGUGAGUUAUGAACCUUGGUUUGGAAGCGGUGGAAACAAACACUACAAUAUUUAUCUCCUGAUUACACCUCAUACUUGAGGUUUUCUUGUUGUUUUCAGUUCUGAGAUACAUUUGGAACUAAAGUGAAAUGCACUGAAGAUAAACGUUUCAUGUUUAACUCCUUAAAACUCAGAAUGUGGCUGCAAUUUGCAGAUCUAACAACCCUCUGGUUUUUGCUAAAUUCAAAACUUUCAUGUGUUUAAAGGAUUUUAUGUUGUAAGGGUUACUGAAGGAUUCCCCCCUUGUAUUAUAAUUCUUCUGUGUAUAUUGAUUUUUUUGUCUUGUAAAUAUUCACAUUUUUGCUUACAGUGCACAUAUGGUUUUAUGUAUGUUCAAAAUCCAGAAUAAAUGCAGCCUUCCCCAUCAAA